AUGGAAUCGAUAGAACCAGUUUGCGUCGACUCGAUUCGUUAGUGGUUCGGAUCGUUGCAAGCCAGCUUUAAACGGGGCUCUCGCUCGCUGCUGUUUAACGAGAAAAUCCGAGCUCGACGGGCUGCCACGGUCGAGAGGAGAGAUAUCAAGCCCCGCCGGAGGUUGUCACACGUCUCCGUGGAUGCGUAUUGCUUAUUCGGACGUUAAUUGAAUAUCUUGCGGGGUCCGAGGCUCCGUGGGACUAGUGGAGGUCUGCCGGGGACGCGCGACGCUGCCCGGCCGCGUUGAGGUGACAGGGAGGGAGUGGGUGAGUGAUGGACAGGUCCCAGGUUCAUGCGGAGGGGAGGCUGGAGGUGCGAGGGCUGGAGCUGGAGGUGAGGAUGGAGGCGGGCGGCUCCAGCCUGAACGUCGAGGUGCAGGACCCCUACUCCGGAGACUGCUGGAGGGCAGACUUCCAGCCGUCGUACGUUGAAGAUCUGACGCAUAAAACCGGAAACUUCAAACAAUUCUCGGUGUUCUGCAGCAUGCUUGAGUCGGCCAUAACACAGAGCAGCGAGUCGGUGAGCCUUGACCUCCUGACCUAUGCCGACUUGGAGCGAAUGAGGAGCCGUAAAAGCGGGCCGGCCAUGCGGUCAGCGCUGCAUCCCUCCGCCGCCGCCGCCGCCGCCGCCACCACUCCCAGUGGGGCCGCCAACCCAGCACUCAGCUCCAAGCGCUACCUCAUUCUCAUCUACACGGUGGAGUUUGACAGGAUCCACUACCCGCUGGCGCUGGGCUACGCGGGGCGCCCGGAUACCGCCACCCUGCAGAGAGCCGUGCGCCAGCUCAAGGAGGAGCUGUCCCACCUGCGGGGUCACCCGGGCGUCGUGCAGGACCACAAGCACAGGGAGCUGGAGUCUCUCCAGCGCGACAAACGCGAGCUGGAGGCGCUCGUUGCCCGGCUGCAGAAGAGAGCGGAGGGUGGCGGCUGCGGCGGUGCGAGCGACGCUGGCGGCGUUGUCGGCGCCACGGCCGCCAAGGAGCUGCGCGUGCUGCGACGCCUCGUGUCGAGCCUCCAGGAGGAGCUGGGCCGGGAGCGAGCCAAGGCCCAGCGCUCGGCCGCCAAGAGGUCGCAGGAAAUCCGCAAGCUCGACGACGAGCUGGAGGAGGCGCGAGCGUCGGAAAGGAGUCUCCGUGCCCGCGUCAAAUGUCUCAGCACCGAGCUGGCUCUGUACAAGAGGGGGAGGGUCACUCCCGUGCUGCCCCUAGCGGAGCGUUCCCGGGGCAGCGAGAGGGCGGCGUCCGGGGGUCCUGGAAGGGCCCGGGGUGAAGUUCGCUCCGCGUCCCGCGAGAGGGAGAGGACGGCGUCCAGGGAGGGGCGACCCCCCGUCCGUGGUCCCCGCUCACGGACCCCCUCCCUGUCGCCAGCCGCAGGCCGUGUGCCGGCCUUUGACCCCACGGCGUACGUGCGCCAGCGAGAGCAGCGCAAGAAAGAGGCAGAGCUGCGUGGUUCGAGACAGCGUCGCCGGGAGCUGCAGGGGACCCCGGGGAGCGGGGGGUCCAGCGGGGGCAGGGGUCGCCCGCGGUCGCGCCCUCCCUCGGGGGGACGAGCGCUCAACGGGCACAACACACGCAGCUCCUCCCUGGAGAGCGCCCAUAGUCGGCGAUCAUCAGCAGGUUCCGGCAGCGACGCUGCCCCCUUUUCUGAGCCUCUCACCUCCGCCACAACCCAAAGACGUGGAGGUAAACCCGUGAAAAAGAGCUCCUGGGAAAGCCCAGCUGAACGCUCAUUUCCUCAGCCCAAGCGGGGCCGUGCGGAGCGGAGACGGCAGCUGGCCAGCACGCCCACAGCGACCCAACCUGCCGAGACAAUGACCUACUACAGCCAAUCGGCCGACCUUUCCGAGAUCGACGCUCGCCUCGACGCUCUGCAGGACUACAUGCGUGCACUCGAAGCCCACAAGUAGCCCCCCCAUCCUGCCCACCACGGCCACCUCCGUGGGAGUGCCCAACGUCAGUAUCACAUCAUCAGAGUACCGACCACGCAGUAGUAUCUACAUCGUCACCACUACCACGCAGUAGUAUCUCAUCAUCAAAAGUCCCCCGUGUAGCCUUAACAGACCGUUGGGGCAAGUGCUGCGAGCACCGAUGAAGGCUGACACGGCACACGAGGGGGUGAGUGGCCAGCACCACGCCCGGCCGCCUUUGUCUCCCCACUGGCGAUAUUUAACCACCGCACCAGUGACAUAAGGAAGUCCGAGGACCAGUUCACAUAUUCAGAACCGGUGUUGGCUGUGAGCGGGAAUCGAACUCGGGUCGCUGGGUUCAUCGCACAGUGCGCUAACCACUCCCGGAGUAUCUCAUCAUCACAGCACCUGCCACGGGCAGGUAUGCACCUGCCAUGGCUGUGUGAAGCACAACAUCAUUGCACCCUUCUCAAGAUAACCUCCCUCGCCAUGGCAGGGUCAUGUGGCAUGGUUAAGAUGUGUUGGCACGCCUGCGAUUCGGCACUUUCCAGCCGGGGUUGAUAGGAUAUUGUAAAGACCAAAAUAUCUCGGCGUGGAUUUUUGAGUUUUCCUUUGUGUGCGCAUUUGUGGAUUGUAUCCAGCGUCUCGUUUUUUUUCCCCUCGUGCAGAAACCCUGAUUGUAAAGGCUUCAUCCAGACAUUCCAAUGCAAAUACAGCGUCAAAAAGCCUCCCUGCGCAAGCGAUCAAGGAGCGAUGCUCUUCUUGCAGUUAUGAAAAUUCAUAUGACAGAGGCGAGUUCAUCAUCUAUCGGAUGAUAUUCUUGGUUCUUUCGGUAAAGUCACGUUGAAGGGAAACAAUAAAAUAAUAAAAUAUAUGUUACUGUUUUAUAUAUUUUAUUAUUUUAUUGUUUCCCUUCAACGUGACUUUACCGAAAGAACCAAGAAUAUGAAUCACUGCAGUCACGAAAGCUUUCAAUCAAAAUCUAUUGGAUGAUCGCGUUAACCUUUCACGUGGCACUAAUUUUAUUGUGUGUGAAAGUGUGAUGGGCCGAGCCGAUUUCAGAGCACCGUGCAUAGAGAGCUCUGACCCCAGCAGGAUCCUUCAGAAGCCAGCAGCAGAUUUUGCUGUGUAGAUGCCCACUCCCGUCAAAGAAGUGUGGAAGCCGAGGACCGCAAAUGGGGUGUCGUGCAAAUCCAUUGAGCAGGCACGCUUAUGGCUACCAAUUAAUAGGUGAGAUUUAAAACCUGAAAAUGUUGAGCGACUUUAAAAGCCAUCGCUAUUGGUGAUUCUAGAAACUCAACAAUUUAGUCAUUAACACAAACCUUAAAAAUAAAAAAAAUACAUGACAGGUGAUGUUACGAGGAAAAUGGCCCUUCAUAGCACAUAUAUUUAUGCACUAUGAUGGACUGUUACCUGCAAUGUCAGAUAUAUAUUUAUUUUAAGGCCACAGUUUUCGUGAUAAACGCGUUACGUUCCUUCUGUUACUGGUGCGCUCGUGCCCAACUGGCGAUGCAGCAGCGUCACCAAACAACGUGUUUCAGAAUUAUUCUACGCUUUGGCGAAAAAAAGCCAUUGGCUGCUUCUGAAGCUCGCGUGGUCCUUUACUCUAGUUUUGAAAAAAAUUAUAUUGUAAGCAAGUUAAAUGUGCGCCAAUGGUAAUCCGAAUACACACUAAUCCCAGAGUAAUUACACGGGAUCGCCAGAACUUGCCUUUGGUCAUCGGGCUACAGUAACGAGUUACUCCCCAGCACACCUGACCGCUUCGCUAGCAAUGCAAGCCUCUCUGCACGUUGGUUCUCAAUUUGGGAGCCACUGGCCCAGACCCACGUCCUCGCGCGCUGCCCACGGAUUUUGGGGUUUGAUUUGCAUGUUGCCGCGAUAUUUGUCAUGUACAUACGUAUAUUUUAUUGCCGUCCUGCGUGAUGUGAAUUGUUGAACUUUUUAAAACUCGCGUACAUUGCAUUGUUUUUGUAUCUCUUCAGAACUUUUCAGAUUUUUUUGUUACGGUUAAAAUGGCGCGGAUGUUACCUGCAGGGUUCACCGCGAAGUCAAUACUUCCUGUUGUCCAUAUUCAGAUCAAAAUGUCAUCACGGCGCGUACCAACAAAGCGACCGCGGCAAUCGCCUUCUUCCUUCUGCCAGGUCAUCGAGUUGUCGCACACUUGACACUCGAUCUCCCGAGGCCUGCUCACGGUCUCACGACCACCGUCUCCUUUUAGGGCUCUUCCCCCUGUCUUGCGGUUCGCUCGUCCGUCCUUCAAGUACCACUCGUACAACCCUGAGAUUAAACAUUACGUCUGUAUUUAGACGCUGUAUAAAUAAACAAAUAUGAUUAAAAACACAUGCAGGGCGACACAUUCAAAAGUGUUUAAGUAAAAACGUAAUUGUCCCAUUUUUUUAAAGACGCACGCAAAUUCUUGUCGAUGAGCGCUAGCAGAGGGUGACGAUGCCAGUUAGGCAACUCACUCGUGCAUCUCGACCGGACGACUUCUAAACGCGUGAGUUCCCCGCCAGAGGUCAUGUCCCUCGUCAACCCCGGUAAUUACGGCAGCAGCAGGAGAUGUGAAUUUCAAAUCCUGAUGGGACGGUUGCGUUGAGCCGCCUUGAUUGCAUUAAGCCAAUCCGAACGUUCACCAGGGAAUCAAGUGUCGAGCAACUUGGCAACAUCUCAACGGACGCAAAUGGCAAAGCCAAGUUGCCUGGCAAUGCAUCGGUGUGCGAGUGCACGAGUUUGUGACUUAGAAGUGAAGAGCUUGCUUUGUAAACGUGGAUAUGACGUUUUGGCCCCACCCGCGUGUUUUAAUAAAGUGUUGCGAUCUCUUGCAUCCUUCA
Petromyzon marinus (sea lamprey) is the source of this 4777-nucleotide messenger RNA. It is a transcript of the gene CCDC61, whose product is annotated as coiled-coil domain containing 61. Lineage: Eukaryota; Metazoa; Chordata; Hyperoartia; Petromyzontiformes; Petromyzontidae. Gene Ontology annotation, cellular component: ciliary basal body. The record is from RefSeq and is a predicted model, not a curated record.